Pygocentrus nattereri (red-bellied piranha) is the source of this 7583-nucleotide messenger RNA. RefSeq names its product TLC domain containing 3A (gene tlcd3a). Bases 407 to 1243 code for a protein of 278 amino acids. The record is from RefSeq and is a predicted model, not a curated record. Lineage: Eukaryota; Metazoa; Chordata; Actinopteri; Characiformes; Serrasalmidae. The transcript is spliced from 5 exons. Gene Ontology annotation, biological process: lipid homeostasis. Gene Ontology annotation, cellular component: endoplasmic reticulum; membrane.
CAUAACAGGAACCAACGCUGCUUUCAGGACACUUCAUCUCCUGCACCGGCGUGGAAAACAGGUCUCAUGUUGCAGCCGGGGUUUAAGCAAACCUUAGUUAACCGGGCAAUUAUGACAUUAGCUAAAAAUUAUAAUAUGUAGUAAGCUAAGGCUUUUUUUUACCGUCAGAGGUGAAGUGAAGACUAAUGUUAAUCGACCCCGAAUUCUUUGGCCGCUUGUUUUCGGUGUGUAGCGGCGUGUUUCUGAGGUGAGGGAGGGAGAGAGAGAGUGAGGACAGAAGGCCAGAGCUCUAAUGCGCUCUGCUGUGGUGAAAGCUCGAGCGAGGUAACCACAGAUAAACAGACGCUAGCUCGACGAUUCACACACACGGUGCUGUAUAACGGGACACUCUUUGUCGAAGCCGAAGAUGUGGCGUGUGCUGGUGUCCGGUGCCGUGCUCUUUCCCGGCUUGUUUCUCGCCUUUCGGAAAGCCCUGCCAGCUGUUUUCAAGCGGUGGACCGAGGCGGACGUCGUGUUGGUCAGUGAAAGGCUGGUCUCCUCCAUUCAUGCCAUUAUGGCCACAACGGCCGGGAUCGUCGUGGUGUCCUCAUGUAGGGGCAAUGUGAUAACAGACAGGCACUGGCUUGCCACCACUUUUGUCAUCUGGUAUGGAGUUCCCUACAUGUCAUAUGACAUCUUUGCCAUGUACCUCAGCCACUACUAUCGUUUCUGGGUCAAAGGUCAUGAGGACUACAAAGGGCACUCUUUAAGGACGGUCAACUCAUUUGUGAGGAAAGAGUUCCUUCUGGUGCUUCAUCACAUCGCACUCCUCACCAUCCUGCUGCCUAUUACGCUGUUCUUUAGGAAAGAGCAGGGUGAUUACUUCAUUGGCUGCCUCUUCCUUACAGAGCUCAGCACACCUUUUGUCUCACUGGGCAAAAUCCUCAUUCAGCUUGGAAUGCAGGACUGCUGGUUGCAUAAAGUGAAUGGAGGCAUGGUGCUGCUGAGCUUCUUCCUGUGCCGCAUUGUGCUUUUCCCCUACAUGUACUGGGUGUAUGGUGCUCACUAUGGCAUCCCGGUCUACAGUGUGCCCUUCCAUAUCCCGCUCUCAGCAAACUUGGGCAACCUCUGCAUCCUGGCGCCCCAAGUCUACUGGUUCGUCCUGCUCUGCCGAAAGGGCUACAGGCUCUACAAGCGUCAGUGCAGCACCAAAGGCCAGGAUUCACCCUUAUCCUCAACAGAGCCACUUUCCAAAGCAGAGUAGAGCUAGGAUAAGUGGCAUGGCAAGGCAAUGCAACAACCAACCCACAUCACCACCAACUGCUAGGAUACUCCAGUACUGCUUCUGCUGUCACUUAUACUUUAAAUGGAUUAUUAGUAUUUCUCUCUACUUUGCACACACACACACACACACACACACACACGACUGUUACAGUGCUGCUCUGCUGCAAUUAAUUGGAGCAGAUGCCUAGGUUGACCUCUGAACCCACCCUACCUGCAGUUCCUUAUGUCCAAGGGUAGAAGUGUUCAUAAUGAAGCCCCAUCUCAUUUAUCUGUCUUUAUGAUGGACAGAUAUGCAAGGAUAAGGGCUUGAAGGCAGCAGAUGAGUGAAAACAGCUGUGAGAGGGGAGUCCACCUAAAUAAACCAUAUAGGUCAAAGGUCUUGACCAUCUCUCGUUGUUUAGAUAAAGGAGGUUGGAGGAUUGUUCAGAUGUUGGAGUGAUGUUACCUAGAACUGUUUUUUUCCUUCUUUUAUCUUUUGCAACACCUCAGAUCAUGAUAUUCUGCCCUCCUCAGAAGUUAAGGUAUGCAUUUAUGUAUUUUGGAGAGGUUAGGGUUAAAGUAGACGCUUGAUUUCAGACAUCUAUGUGUGACCUCCAAAACCUUUUACUAAUCCUUUUGCACAUCAUUACAGAUCACUCCCUUCAUUAUAAUGUAUUAUGUUUUCAGGCCCCAUCUUCAUGCCAUAUGCCUUUGGCCUUACCCCAUGAGUUUCACUCCAGAAGCCUCAGUGCUUCCCAUAAGUAACCUGUCCACAGCUGAAGUGCUGCUGUUUUCCUGUACGCUUGAUCGACCGUAGUUUUGUAUUCACACACUGUUCUACUGUUACACUUCAUAUUCUUCAUCUACACUCCUCAUUUGAAUCUGUUCAGUUAAAUCACUGCUCCAUCAUACCUUUUGCCCCAUGUUUUGAAGGGCUUCGGAAAACUUAUGACUAUGGGUCUACAAGGGGGCAGUAUGGUUUCUAAUGAUGUGUUUACAAAAUGGACUCCAGGAGUCCACAACCAGGGAGAUGUUACACAAAGCAGAAUUUUCAGUUAACCAGAUAACUUGAGCCCAAAAACAAGAGUUAGGAAAACAGUUUUUUGGACAGUCUUCACUGUGGGCUUAAGAUGUUCAGUUUUACAGAAGAAAAGUCCUUUGUACAAUAAUCACCCAAAUGGUACUAGAGCAGUUGCUCUGUUGACAUGGUGAUGAGGCUUCUGUGACGUUAUGGACUGUUACAUAGUGAGGGUGGGGUUCUUGCAUAGAAGGAAAGGGGGCAUACAACACUUGGCAUAUCUUUCAGGUCACUUAACUCCUGGGGGGCAUCUCUGGGCAACAGAUAAAGCAAUAACACUGGAUGACAAGCAGGGGAUUAUGUGUAGUUAGUGUAGUAGUGCUGUCAGAAUGGGGCCAGGCUACAGAGACUGAAAAGCCGCAUUGCACUGUGCUUGUACAGUUGACCUCUGUAUUCCAGCAGAAAGAGAAAAGUGGCAUCCAUGUGGCUAUAAUGAGUUGCUUGUCUUGUACAUAGGCAUACUCUUGGUACUUUUUUGGUAUUGUUUUAAGCAGAUGACUGAGAAAUAGCUCAGAAGGUAGAUGCGCUUGGCAAUGGUUCCUUUAGUGGAAUCAUGAGGCGGUUUAAUCUCUCUGAGGCUGAAGACUGCAGUUGACCUGUCUAUCCUCUGCCCACUAAUACAUUCGUUCGUAGCAAGUGUUGCUAGGCUAGAUUGAGCAAGCUUUACAGAACACUGGGAGCAUUAUAGUGCACUCAAAUAAGUUAAAACAUUGAAACAAAUCAAAACUAGGCAGGUUGGAAACAUCAAUGACAUAAUUUGCCAACAUGCGAAAGUAACUUGUCUAUAGAUCAAAUGAUGUUCUUGUCAGCAUUCUGUAGAGCUUCUUCAAGCUUGCAAAAAAAAAUUAAUAAAAAAAAAAACGCAUUUGUGGGCAGAGCACCAGUAGGUUAGAGUAAGUUUUCCAGACACAGAUUAAGACUUUAGUCUCAGUCUCCUUUCACUAGAGUUUAAUAACCAGCCUUUAUAGACAUAUUUCCUAUGGUGCACAACUAAAGAAGCAGCAGCUUCUGACCAGUUUUCUGUACACGUGUAAGUUAGCUUUAGCCGUAGCAUGGAACUCGGAGACCUUCUUCAAAGGGCAUUAGCAUUUUCUGAACAUAUUUUUCUGAACACAUUUUCAGCAAAUGCAGAUCACAAAUACUUUUUUUUUUAUUAUUAUAGCAACUUUUAGAUUCAAUUUAAGCACUUUCAACAGCAUGUACCUUUACAAUGUAAAUAUUUAAGGAAAUGACUUGCGUCUCAGAUUUAACAUAAUUUCUAAGCUGAGCUGGAGGUAGUUAUUACUUUCAGUUUGUUUAUUUCAAUAAGAGUGGACGUGAGAGCUGUGAGGUUUAUACAGUAGUAUAUUCAGAUUUUACCUUUUCCCUCUGGAUUGGAACACAAUGUUUUUGGCUUUUCUGUGUAGGACAAGCUCAAAUCAACAUACAAAUGCCCACCCAGCACCUUUUGCAAAGUCCAGCACCCAUUGCAUUACAACCAAAGUUUUAGUUUGGGUAGGUUGACAGUUUUUCUUCAGAAUUUUGUGUUGUCUAUAGCAGUGCACAGCAGUUCAGCAUUUUUGUUCACAUGAUAACUGCUUGUCGUUCAAAAUGGCCAGUUUGUCCCAAAAUGGCCAGUUUGUUUAAAUGUUCUUGGCUCUUGGUUUCUGCCAAUUAGAUGAGGAACAGUUCUGGAUGUCAUUGCCUCAUCAGGCAGAUCAGGUCAAUAGUUUUUUUUAACUGACCUGGACUGAAUAUCCCAAAAGCAUCUUAGCACAAAGAUCAUUCUUAAAUGGUAGAGACAGAACAUUCUCUCUACCAGUUAUGAUGAUCUUACAGUUCCAUAAGCAUCUUAUGAUCUCAAACUUUUUCUUAUUUGGCCUACAUCCUUCCAUCUUCUUCCUGUCACCAGAAAUCAUAACCACAAGCAAAAGUCCAAGAAAUACUUUUGCUCUUGUUGACUUUUCUCAGUCUGUAAUGGAAGGCCUGUUGGAAUCUUCCCACAUUUAACUUUUGAUUCUUUUGUAGUUCAAAGAGAAAAGUGUGUGUGCACUUUUACUUUGAUUGAAAGAUCAUAUACAAGUAGCAUUUUUGGGGAAAUAACUAUUCAAUGUGGGCAUAUCUGUGUGGAAUCAGUUAUUCAGAACUUGAAGGUCAAAAAAAUGCAAACAUAAUCCUGAUAAUCAUAUUUUUAUUAUGCUGAGAGAUUUUUAACAGCAAUAUAUGAAGUCUUAGGCCUAGUCUGAAGUGAGGCUUCCUUUCUGCUCAGGGUUUGGUAUAGACAACAUUAACUGCUGUCUGCAGAGGUUUAUUUUAGAUAUGAAAGUUGAAACUGAGUUUAAAAACCAUUAUAAAAAAAUACACAUCUUACGCUGAAAACAGCCUAGAGGUUUCAUUUGUUUUUGUUGGUUACUGACAUGACUUGAUAUUGCAGCACUAGGGUUGAUAGACCAGAGAUUGUCAGGAACUUUACUCAGCAGUGACAGAUGACUUAAGACAGAAGACGGUAUAAAAGCUCACCUCUACAUAUGAGAUACUGUCUUAGUUUCUGUACGUCUUAGUUUCUGUGCAUCAUUAAAGUAAUAGUUUGAAGAAAAAUGUGAUACACAAUUUUACUCUUGCCUCAAAUAUAGUCAAUCAGCCAAAAUGUUGGGUGUCUGAAGUUUUCCUCAAAUUGCAAAUGUACAAAAUUCAUGCAACAAGAUUGCUAAAAAUGGUAGUAGUAGCCAAGUCAGUAAAGUGUUCACUUGUUGACCAUCCUGGCAACAUCAACAGCCAGUUAUUUUUAUUCAUACACAAGACAAGGGUCAGAUUAAUUAAAUUUGCUUUAAUAAGAAAAAAAAACUUGCACAGGAUCUCAAGACAAACACUAAGACCGUUAUAAGAAUUCUUAAUCUUAAAAAAAAAAAGUAAUUGUUUUCUUAAGAAAAUCUUGUUUCCAAUCUAUAUGUAGGUUAUAGCCAUCAACAUCAUGUUACCUUUCAGAUUACCAGAAAUUAUACCAUAUCUACAUAACCAAUUAUUCACUAUGUAUGUAUGUGUAUAUAUAUAUAUAUAAAAUACACACACAGAUUAGAUAGAUAGAUGGAUGAGGCUUGCACUUUUAUGGCUUAUUUAAUGUUGUUUUUAUUUUUAUAUGUUAAAUUCAGUAAAUAAACAAAAUAGCCUCAAGGCCUUUAGUGCAAAACUAAAUGUUAACAAACAUGUCUUGGCUGAUUAAUUACAUUUAAGGUAAAGGGGAUUUUUCUUUUCUCCAAACUGUUCCUUUAACUGAGAGCUUAUGAAGUCUGAAUACAAAAGUACAGAGAUUUAGGAACAUUGGGUCUCAUUUACCAACCGUUCUUAAGAAUUUCCUUCUUAAAAUCCAUUUAAUGCUAAAACACUAAGAGUAUUUUAGAUUCCAUUGCAUUCUUCUGAGGUUCACAGGUUCUUUUAGUUGUCAUGAGUUCUACACUAUCAGUAAUCUGAGGGCCGCAUACACAUCUUUGUGCUCAGCAUUAGGAGCAAAAGCUGCGAGUUUAGAAUGUGAAUUGCUACACUGAUAUGUCUUUGCUGCUCUGGUUUGAAAACAUAUCCAGACUACUAUGGAGAUCUCAUGGUUUGGAGGGGCUUUCAGUUUUUCAGCGUAGCGUCCUUGCACUGGGACGCUGGGUAUAAUACAAAGAAAAACUGUUAACUUUACAGGAGAGGGUAAAAGCGUUAACUUUCAAUGUAAGUUAAUGUAAAAAGCAGUUUUGGAACAUUUCUGUUGGUCUAGUCAGCAUGAAAUUUUUCACCCAAGGUAAAAGGCAGUUGCUGAGCUAAAAUUUUGAGGAAAACUAAAAAUUGCAAAAAAUCAAGUCAUGACACUAUAUAAUUCUUUAGAUUUUAAAAACAUUAAUAUACAAAUACAGUGUCCUACCAAAAUUUGAAUUCUAAACACCUGUUGUUGUCUAGAUGAAAACUUCUGGACUUGUAACUCAAAUCAAAAAUUUAGUGCCUUGUGUUAAAUCUGUGUGCAAUGUCCACACAAGCUUGGGGCACACCAGCGGUGGUCAGGUUGUAGUCACAGACUGCAGUGUCUGUGGACUUAAAGGGAAUGUUCAUCAAUUUUUCAAAAUAUUUCUUGCAUUUGCUGGUCUUACUUGCCAUGAGAUUAAAGAUUGGGUGAGGGCAAUAACUUUUCUGGAGCUUUAUCUUGACUUUUGACUGUUAAUGUAACAGGAAUGCAUUAGGCCAAAUGGUGGCCCACUGCAAAGAUGAAUAUGUAACAAGUUAAAACUUGGUCCAAGUACUCUUGACCAUUAGUGGUGUUUUUCUUGAAAAACUGGCGAACAUUUUCUUUAAAGAAUGGAUGCAUCAAAACAGAAUAAGGACACCAUAAUCAUCUUUCUUGUUAACAAGUGUUGGGGUUUUUUCCUUUUCUUUCAAGCUAGCAACUUUCCCCUUUGCUAGCCCCUAUAACAUGUCUCAAUUUUAUUAUUUUAAGUCAAAAUAGGUUUGGUGUGCUUUUCUUUUAGUUUAAUGAUAAUGAAAUCGUCAUAAGUACCUCCCAAUUCUUUGAUCUAGCUUGCCAUAGCAUUACGUAACGUGAUCAGUGCAUGAUUAGCUUAGCUAUGCAGCCCAUUAACAUUGAAUGAAAGCAGAAAAAUAGCUGCCCUCCCAUACUUGAACUACAGUGUGACAGUAUCUUAACUAUGCAAGAGGAAGAUUAUCACAACAUUUAGCGCUUCUUCAAACACAUUCCCCUGUUCUUUGACCUCCACAUCCAGCUCUGUUGAGACUACAAAGCAUGGAAGCAAGUACGGGAGGAAGGAACUCCCAAGAGUUGGGACACAACCAGAGCAUGGUGGCAUUUAUCAUUCCCUGAUAUGGGUUUGCUUCCUUUCUGUGAGUCACUUUAUAUUUGGCUGCAGUUUUCACGCAAAGAUAUUCCACACUGACAACCUUUAACACUCCCUGCCUCGUCUUAUUUUUGAUAACAUUCUGAUUUUUCAAAUAUAUUUAUAUAUCAGAUUUGAUAUAUAUAUAUUGGAGUGUUAGUGUGUAGUGUGACCUUUUGAGAAAUUUCUCGUUUGAAAGAGAAUGGGCUACUGCAUGAAAUUAAACUACAUAUGACUGAGAGGAAUUUAUUUUUUUGAAUUUUGUGAAUCCAGACACCCUUUUCAGAGAAGUAAAAUCAUAUUUGCUGGAACUUUAUCUUUGUGUUUCACUUGAUGUUUUGGGUUGAUAUGUGCUUGAUAUUUAAGGUGAUUAAAGUGUUUAGUUAAAGUGGCACUCAAGCCAGAAUAAAAAAAAAAAAUUA